AUGAGCACGAGUCGCAUGCCUGCCAUAGGCUCUGGCGUCAUCGGUACCGGAGCGACGACGCGGACGAGGCAGAGAUCGGGACAGGGAACGGCGAGACGAGCAGGAGCAACAGGCUCUGAUGCUGCCUUGUGGCCGCCGCUUCAGGAGGGCGGAGGCCCGCUCGGCAUGCAACCCGCUCAAGGCCAGAGGGAGCUACCGUCCUACUCGAGCGUGUCGUCCAGGCAGCAGCAGCCCAACGGUCAUCCGGCUACUGCUCAGGGAGGCAAGAUCCAUCCGCUCAAGCAUGUCUGGUCGAUCAAGUACUCCCACAGAGCAGAGGGAGAGCACUACAACGAGCACUCCUACGAGUCUGGCAUGCUCACCGUCAGCAAGUUUGGCUCUGUGGAGAGCAUGUGGAGCACGCUCAGCCAUCUCAGACGGCCGAGCGAGCUGCCAGCUGUGAGCCACCUGCAUGUCUUCAAGUCGCACAUCAGACCUGUCUGGGAAGAUCCCGCCAACAAGGACGGCGGGAAGUGGCAGAUCAAGCUCAAGAAGGGAGUUGCCGAUCGUCUCUGGGAGGAGAUCCUGUGUGCCAUGGUCGGCGAAAGGCUCCUCAUGCCUCUCCCGGGCACCAACGACGACACUCAAGAGCGCGUCGAUGCAGUCUACGCAGACGACGAUAUCUGCGGAGCGGUGCUGUCCAUUCGCAAGGAGGAAGACAUCCUCACCGUCUGGCACAAGGAUCGCGCAGACACCGCGAAACGUGAAAGACUCAAGGACGGCAUACGCAGGGCCUUAGCUCUCAGCAAUAGCACCCUUCUCGUCUACAAGCCCAACCAGGACAAACUCGCAGAGACUGCAGUCACCGUCUCGCAUCUUGCAUCACGUAGCACGCCUCGGAGAAGCCAUGGUCGGACUGACGAACCACCGCCGCCCUCGGACGUCUCGCGAGGAGAUCGCAUGGUCUUCCGGGACUGGAAUAGAUCCUCCCUGAGACACGACGGACACCAGCAGCAACGAGCGCCGGCCAGACGGGAAUGGAGUGCUCGUCCGACUGCUCCCCUGUGA
Mixia osmundae IAM 14324 is the source of this 1047-nucleotide messenger RNA. RefSeq lists its product as uncharacterized. Lineage: Eukaryota; Fungi; Basidiomycota; Mixiomycetes; Mixiales; Mixiaceae. Gene Ontology annotation, cellular component: eukaryotic translation initiation factor 4F complex. The coding region runs from base 1 to 1047 and encodes 348 amino acids. The transcript is spliced from 3 exons. Gene Ontology annotation, biological process: translational initiation. Gene Ontology annotation, molecular function: translation initiation factor activity; RNA 7-methylguanosine cap binding. The record is from RefSeq and is a predicted model, not a curated record.